Messenger RNA from Salvia miltiorrhiza (redroot sage), 499 nucleotides. RefSeq names its product pentatricopeptide repeat-containing protein At5g27270-like. Lineage: Eukaryota; Viridiplantae; Streptophyta; Magnoliopsida; Lamiales; Lamiaceae. The coding region runs from base 47 to 499 and encodes 150 amino acids. Gene Ontology annotation, molecular function: protein binding. The record is from RefSeq and is a predicted model, not a curated record. The transcript is spliced from 3 exons.
GUAUGGACGAGGCCGGAACCUGGACAAAGCAAUAGAGAUAUUCAACAUGGCUCAGAACUUGGGUAGGGCACUGGAUGAGAAGAUAUGCACUAAUAUGAUUUGCCACUAUGGAAAAGCUGGCAAAGUUCAUGAAGCAAUAGCCCUAUUCCGUAAAAUGCAGGGGGAAGGAAUAAAACCUGGGAAUGUGAGCAACAACGUCAUGAUCAAUGCAUGUGCUGCUGGUGGACUUUACCGAGAAGCAGAAAACCUUUUGCUAAGCAUGCAGAGUUCCGGUUGUUCACCCGACUCCCUUACCUACCUUGCCAUUAUUCGAGCGUAUGCUGAAAGUAGAAAAUAUGCAGAAGCAGAAAAGAGUAUCAUGUCAAUGCAGAAGGAAGGAAUCUCACCGAAAUGUGCCCAUUUUAACCUUGUACUCUCAGCUUUUAGCAGAGCAGGAUUCAAAUGUUGGAUGAAAUUUGUGAUGUUGGAUGAAAUUUGUUUGAAUGUAAUAUUCGAUUAA